This is a messenger RNA of Prunus persica (peach), 1515 nucleotides long. RefSeq lists its product as uncharacterized. The record is from RefSeq and is a predicted model, not a curated record. Bases 157 to 600 code for a protein of 147 amino acids. NCBI's taxonomy places the organism in Eukaryota, Viridiplantae, Streptophyta, Magnoliopsida, Rosales, Rosaceae. The transcript has 3 exons.
CGCACCAUCUCAUUCACAGCUGCAGCAAAUUCGACUUGCUUCUUCUCUUCUCUCCCUCCCUCCACAAUCUUUCGCUUCUCGUCUAAAUUUCCUCUUGUUGUUAGUUUUCUCUGUCUUCUUAGUUUUGUAACAGUGGAUUAAUAAAGAUUUGGUACUAUGUCGGCAACGGGUUCUCACACCAACAAGACGUCGCAGAAAAAGGAUCGUCCUCAAAUAAUUAAAUUGAAUAAAGCUUUGGAACUGGCUAAAAAAUGGGUUAAUGACAUGACUGAACCAGCAGAAGAUGAGCAUUUUGAAAUACAGAGUCGACCUGCUAGGCUUGGACUAGGUGCUAAAGUUCCCCGGCCAUCCAAAUUUGUACCUUCAGAUGAUCCCCUUGAAAGGAAAUUACACUACAAAUUGGACGCUGGAAGAAGAGCUGCUGCCAAAAUUGCCGAGGAGUCCGCCGCCGCAUCGGCUGCUAGCGAUGAUGACGACGAUGAAGAUUUAGACAGCAGAACCAAAGCGUUUGAGAAGAAAAGACCUGCAGCUCCGGUGACCCCAUCGUUAGGGGGAAAGAAAAGGAAGAAAGUUAACCAUAACACCCUUGUCAGAAGUUAAUUUUAGGGAUUGGGUUCUGUUGUUCUGGUAACUUCGUACAAUUUCUUUAUCUGUAAUUAUAGAUGUUCAGUCAAGAAAUCAAAGCUUGUGGAAAGGUGGUAGGAACAAAUAUUCCACAUUUUCCAAACCCACAGCUUGUUCAGAGUAUUUGCAAACCGUAUCCAUUAAGGAUGUUUCAUGUGACAACUGUUGCCCAGGAUGCCGUGGGAGCCAUAGUUUUUCGAUGUGGCAGAUUCUAUGCUCUAUCUACAUGAUUUCAGUUGACAAAGUUGCAAAGCCAAUUCAUCUUGGAUCCAGGAUACUCCAGGAUAGCUAAAGAAGAUCUCCUCUUUAUUGGUGAAAUGUUGCUUCUCAACCUCUGGAUGCACAUAUAUGACUUGCUUUCCAACUGCCUCAACCAGAAGGUGGGUUGGUUUUCGGCAUGGACAAUAAGCCAGAUUGUGUUUCACAAGUUCAAAAUGCUAUCUUUUUUAUUUGACUCUGCCAUAGCUUAAUAUGGUAUCUUCCAUCAAUUCUUGGAGAAUGGCGUCACCCAUGUCAACACCAAUGGUCUCAAUAUCAAAUCGAAGGUCCAUCCACGUUCCAGUUCUUGACAUGUCUUUUGUGACAAUCUGGUCCGAAGUACGAGGGAAUGGAAGCGGAAGGAGAUGCCAAUAAACUCAUGUCCAGACCUCGUGUAUAGCAGUUUUCAGGUAUGGUACUGGCCUGUAGUGGUUGUAUUGACAGCUCUACUGCAAAUCAGUCAAUGAGUUAACAUUAACGAAGAAGUGCUAUGAAAAAAAAAGAAAGAAGGAAUUCCAAGUCAAUUUGUAUUAUAAUGAACCAUACCUCGUCGAGAAAUGGUUUUUGAAGGGCUGAUGUUAUCAUCUAUGAAUAGUGGCUCAAGAACUGAAACAGGGCUUGGCCGCUCUGCUA